AUGGCGACGCCAGCAAAUGGUUCAGUAGGUGUGCCACCACCGAAGCCGAAGAUGACAGCAGCCCAGAAGAAAAAGGCAGAAAAAGAAGAACUAUUGCAGGAAGAAUCAAGACAAGAAAGAGAGCGAAAACAAGCAGUGCAGGAGAGUGUUCAAAUUGAUCGAGACGCGAAAGCAAAAGAAGAUGAAAAGAAACGCAGUGGCGUCGGCCUAAUCUUCAAUGACCCAGAUCGAAUAGAAGUUGAUGAUUACUGGUUAGCUCACCAAGCUCUUCAGUCUGGAAAGUCGGAACAGUUGAGUAAGGAACAAGCAGCUCUUGCCGUGGCGUCAAAGCAGGACCACAUGGCUCAACACACCGAUGGGUCCGCAAAACAAAAUACGAUUGAUCGACACGGCGAGUUAUCAAUGCAACAAAGUGAGAGACCACCAGCCCACCAGUCCACAUCAGCCCAAGCAGAAGACUUGAUGCAAGGCACAGGUCAAGAAUCGGACCAAUCGAUGGAUGACCAAUUUUUCGAUGCACCGACACACUGGAACCCAAACCGCAGAACAGAUGCCUCCACUCUACAAGAUAAGUUCCAACAAUCUAACGUAUCCAUGAAGCAUCAGAAAUUGCAAACCGAUGAUAUCAUCAAAACAUCGACCGAUGUGACGAAGUAUGGUAAACCUUGGGCUGGGUCCGCAGAAGAGCUUUCUCAGAUUUGGAUUAUUCUCAAUGAUUCACCUGUUGGUGUCGAUACGAUUGCUUAUGCCACUCUAGCAUCAGCACAGGUGCGAUAUGCAGAGCUUAAGUUAUGUUGCCCCGCUUAUCUCCAAAUUAUGCCCCUCCACCUCCGCGGUGGAAACACCACCAUCCUUGAAAAGAUGAGAGACUUGGAUUUGCAAAAGGCUAGGGAAAUUCUCGAAAACAAUCCCUUGGGUGAUUUACCUGCGUCUGAACCAAAGGCUGUUGAAGCUGCUCCAGCGGAUUGGGCUGAUAGGGAAGACGAGACAUUUCUUGAUUUGAAUCAUACUAAGAAGAAGAGGAAGCCGAGAAGAAAGGCAUUGCCAAAGAUAGAAGAUCAUCUCUCAGAAAUCGAGGAGGUGAAAGAUGCAGAUGCUCCAGCUCAGGCUCCUGUCAAGGUAGUAAAGCCAAGAGCAAAGAAUGGAAGCGCCGCCAAGGCUGGUGAGGUUGAUUCUGAAGCCAUUGAAGAUGAUGCCGUUGUCGUUGCCGGGGCCGUUGAGGUUCCUAAAAAGGCCGUAAAGCCCAGAGCGAAGGGAAAGGCGGCAGCCAAGGCUGUUGAGGUUGAUUCCGAAGCCAUUGGUGAUGACGAGACCAUCGAGGCCCCAGCUCAAGCUCCUGUUAAGGUAGCAAAGCCAAGAGCGGGAAAAAAGAAGGCUGCCGACACUAUUGAGGUUGUUCCAGAAGUCGCCAACAAUGAUGAGGAUGUCCAGGGGCCCGUUGAGGCUCCUAGAAAGCUGCGAAAACCCAGAGCGAAGAAAAUCAAGGCGGUUAACUUUGUUGAGAUUGGUUCUGAAGCCGAUAACGAUGAUGAUGAUGAUGAUGAUAAUGAACUUGAAGUUCCCAAGAAUCCAUCAAAGAAAGGAAAGUCUCAAGUUCCCGCGGUCAAGAAGCCAGCUGCAAAGCCGAGAGCGGUAGCCAAGAAAGCCCAGGCUCAAGGUGACGAGGAUGAGGAUGAUGAUGUUCCAACUAUGACAAAGUCACGCCCAGUCAGAUCAAGAGCAGCUUCAAAGGCAGUCGUUGUCAUUGACAGUGAUGACGACGAUGAUCAGGAAGGCCAAGCAAAAAUCAACAAGAAUAAGCCAGCAGCCAGACAAGUCGCCACGAAGAGUCAGAAGAAAGCCGAAACCGAGGUUCCGGAACACAUCAAGACUCUUCUUAACAAUACAGGCACAUUCUUGGCAGGCAGAACAUUUGUUGUUUCUGGAACUCUCCCCACUGUCGGCCGCAUCAACAUCGAAAAGCUGUCAAGGCUGUACGGUGGCAAGACAUCGAGAGCAAUUACCAAGGCGACCACGGAUGUUAUUUUGGGCGAGAAUCCUCUAGCUAAGCAAGUUAAGGAGCUUAAGGAACUCAGUCCUAAUACGAUGAAUGUUGAUGAGUUCAUUGCUAUGCUGAUGUCGUUGUCGAAUGAUAAUAACAACCCUGUCGGCGCUGAUGAUGGUAAUGCUGCUGUUGAUGAUGAUGGUGAUGGUGAUGAUGGCGAGGAAGAAAUUGAGGACCAACCCCCUGCAAAACGAACCAAGUUAGCUGUGGGUCUCAGCUCCGGCUCUUCUGCACUUGCUUAA
Messenger RNA from Botrytis fragariae, 2286 nucleotides. Its product is annotated as putative replication factor c subunit 1 protein. The transcript has 2 exons. Lineage: Eukaryota; Fungi; Ascomycota; Leotiomycetes; Helotiales; Sclerotiniaceae. The coding region runs from base 1 to 2286 and encodes 761 amino acids. The record is from RefSeq and is a predicted model, not a curated record.